Molecule: messenger RNA, 1869 nt
Organism: Macrobrachium nipponense
Lineage: Eukaryota; Metazoa; Arthropoda; Malacostraca; Decapoda; Palaemonidae
Product: protein arginine methyltransferase NDUFAF7, mitochondrial-like
Exons: 11
Coding region: 230-1600 (456 amino acids)
Biological process (GO): mitochondrial respiratory chain complex I assembly
Cellular component (GO): mitochondrion
Molecular function (GO): protein-arginine omega-N symmetric methyltransferase activity
Source: RefSeq, a predicted model, not a curated record
UGAAUAAGCACGAAGGCUAGACGCCGAAUAGGGAUAAAGAUGGGAAGAAGAAGACGAUGGCUCGGUAGGGUGAAAAGGGAACCGUUUUAAGGGCGCAUGCAGCUACUACUACUACUAGUACUGAUUACUACUGAACUGUCUACGGUAUCAGCUGUUUUCCGUUGAGGAAAUGAGAUUGUGAUCAUCAGCGCUGACAGAUCUAAUUGGCUUCUUCACUCCAAACCAUAAAAUGGCCAUUUUAGGAAGACUCUGUGCUCAGAGAGUGUGGCAAGUUAGGCCUUUGCAUCCAUCAAACAUCACUGAGUAUUUUAAAGGUUUUGUCUUUCAAAAGAGACAUUUCAGAAUUGUCACCUUACUGUCCCAAAGUGAAGGGAAGAAUGAGGACUACAUUAUGAGUCGGAGCAACAGCAUGAAAAAGACUAAAGAAACACCUUUGUUGAAGCAGUUGCAAUCUAGGAUUAAAUUCACAGGGCCAUUAACCAUAUGUGAUUACAUGAAGGAAGCUUUGAUAAAUCCUCUUGCUGGGUAUUAUGCAGCUGGCCCGGAUAUGUUUGGGAGUAGUGGUGAUUAUGUCACCUCUCCUGAAAUUUCGCAGAUGUUUGGCGAGAUGAUUGGUGUUUGGGUUUUCAAUGAAUGGUAUAAAUUAGGUUCACCAAGACCCCUACAGCUAGUGGAACUGGGACCAGGACGCGGAACUCUAAUGCAAGAUGUCUUGCGGGUGCUGAAGCAACUUGGUUUAUCAAGCACAGAUGUCAGCAUCCAUUUAGUGGAAGUUUCACCAGAACUUAGCCAGACACAGGAACAGAAAUUAUGUGGUACAAGUUCACCAUACAUUGAAAACCCAGAAGAUGGAGAUUAUUUCAGGAAAAACAUUACUACUGACGGGUCAUCGAUAUUUUGGUAUAGACAUCUCACGAGUGUUCCAAGGGGGUUCACCAUGUUUCUUGCCAAUGAGUUCUUUGAUGCUUUGCCUGUUCACAAAUUCCGAAAAACAGAUAAUGGAUGGCGGGAAGUUUUGAUAGAUAUAGAUGAAGGUGACGGGCCACAUCACCUGCGUUAUUUGCUGUCAAGGGAAGGGACUCCAGCUUCAAAAGUAUUUAUAAAGUCUGGUGAAACAAGAGAUGAUUUUGAAGUGAGCCCUGAAACUGCUGUAUUUUGUAGUGAGUUAGCAAUGCGAAUUGAAGCCGAUGGUGGAGCAGCCCUCAUUAUGGAUUAUGGUCACAAUGGGAAGUCGUGUAAUACUUUUAGGGCCUUCAAAAAUCACAGCCUACAUGACCCUCUUUGUGAACCAGGAACUGCAGAUCUUACUGCUGACGUAGAUUUUGGUUUUAUGAAAGAACAAGUGGAUGAAAGGUUAAUUACUUUUGGACCUGUAACUCAGUCAUUCUUUCUGAUUAAUAUGGGCAUGGAACAGCGAUUGCACAGAUUACUCAGAACCUGUAAAGAGGAGGAACGAAAAAACCUAAUUUCUGGUUACAAGAUGUUAACGGACCCAAAGCAAAUGGGGGAGAGAUUCAAAUUUUUUGCCAUGUUUCCUGGAGUUGUCAAAUCUUUUCUGAAUCUGAUUAGUGGAUCCUGGCAUCAUAAUAGUGCAUGCUGAAAAGGCAAUCUGUGAAAACGCCACCUGUAAGAAGCUUGAAACACCUCCCGACAUGCAAUAAUACCCCUGCCAAUAGUUCUUCCCAAAGGAAACAGCAAAGAAAGAUGUGGAACUCCUGCUUAAGAAAAUAGUGCCAAAUCAGUGUCAUUGAUGACCUAAGGAGCUAUGCAAACACUUCUCAAAAUGGCUUGGAAGAGGAGGUACUGGAUGCCUGACUGAAGAGUACAAGUUGUCUAAUCCAGACCAGAACUUGCCUCUGCAAAACAGAG